Molecule: messenger RNA, 525 nt
Organism: Striga asiatica
Lineage: Eukaryota; Viridiplantae; Streptophyta; Magnoliopsida; Lamiales; Orobanchaceae
Source: the annotation of a GenBank genome assembly
AUGAAAAUCGUACCAGUGAAAAAAGAGACACAGACACCUUACUUGAGCAAGCGGAGGUCUGUAAGGGUGCGCGGCAGCCGGAGCAUCUCGUACUCGGACGCCGGCAUAGUAAGGAAGAUACACAGCAGCCCGGAGCAAAAUAACAAAAAUACCCCCAUGGCCGCCGUAAACUCCCACCUCGAGAGCGGGAACCCGCUGGCCCUGUACUUCUUGUCCGUCGGGGUCUCCGCGUCGCACCUCUCGUCCUUAUCCAACACCCUAACGACGCCGGCCUCCGCCGCUGCACUCCGCGGCGCCGCCAUGGAGAUCGACGGGGAUGGCGUGGACGGAGGUCGCAAUCGGUUGUUGGGCAGCGAUGAGCGGCUGAGAAUUUCCAACACUCAUGAGAAUUGUUUGCUACAGCUAGUGAAAGAUCCAAAGCAAGAAAAGGGAUUAAAUGAAAAAUUAUAUCAAGCUGAAUUGAAAAUAAAAUUGAAAUUGCAAAAAAAGUUGGGAUUUUUAUCAAUGGGAUUGAAAAAAAUUUGA